Molecule: messenger RNA, 1687 nt
Organism: Arachis ipaensis
Lineage: Eukaryota; Viridiplantae; Streptophyta; Magnoliopsida; Fabales; Fabaceae
Source: RefSeq, a predicted model, not a curated record
AUGGAGGGUACCGCAAACUUAAUGGUGUAUCGCGACGGUGAGAUAAUACGUAAUACUCAUGAGGGAGUGAGGUUUGUGUGCCAGAAUCCGUUUUCGUUUGUGGUUCCAUGCACCAUGACGUUAAUGGAGCUUCAGAAUGGUCUCUGUCAAAGCAUGGAGAACAACGAAGUGAGUAUGCAGAAUAUGUUUCAAAUUCACCGGCAGACUCAGAUGCGACAGCCACAGAUUGAUCUGUAUGUUGAGUUUGAAACCGUAGAGGUAGAAGGGACUCAAAAUGAUUUAGAGGUGGGGGAUGAUAGAGCUGCAGUGUACGAGGGAAUGAAUAGUGACAGUGAAGAGGACUUCAAAGCCACUUAUGAAGCCGACGAUGAAGAUGAGGAUGGUGAUGUGGGAGUUGAGAUAGCAGCGGAGAAUGUAGUGGUUCAUCCUUCGAUCAGUCAACCGAUGAACGUGCCACCUUUUAUGCGCGUUGCUAAUCCUGAGGACGGAGAGUUCCGGAUUGAAAUGGAAUAUAGUUCUAGAAAGACGGUCGUGGCAGCAAUUAGAAGUUACACUAUCGCUAGAGGAGUUGACUACGACGUGUAUGAGUCUGAGCCACAGACGUUCUAUGCAAAAUGCAAAAUGUAUGGGUGUGGGUGCGACUGGCUUAUCCGAGCCAGCUUGAUAAGGAAAAAAGGUUGUUGGGAGAUACGCAGAUACAACGGUAGGCACACGUGCUCAAUGGGAGUGAUUUCACAGGAUCAUUCGAAGUUGGACUCGAAUACAGUUGCUGAGGCUAUAAGGCCGUUGGUCGAGACUGACCCGUCCAUCAAGGUGAAAUCUAUAAUAGCCGAAAUUCAGUCAAGGUUCAACUAUACCAUCAGUUACCGAAAGGCUUGGUUGGCAAAACAGAAGUCCAUAGCGAAGGUUUUCGGUGAUUGGGAGGAGAGUUACCAAGCCUUGCCAUGGUGGCUCUUGGUUAUGGUUCAGAAGAUGCCUGGGUCAGUUGUCCAAAUAGAAACACGGCCACUGUACAACGGGAAUGAGGAGGCGCAAGGGGUAAAAAUACUUCAUCGCGUAUUCUGGAGUUUCAAUCCAUGCAUUCGGGCAUUUAGGCAUUGUAAGCCCCUAGUUCAAGUUGAUGGCACACACCUAUAUGGCAAGUACAAAGGUACACUUCUGAUCGCUGUUGCACAAGACGGGAACCAGAAUAUUGUGCCUAUCGCUUUUGCCUUGGUGGAAGGGGAGACAGCCGACGCGUGGCACUUCUUUCUCAGGAAUCUGCGAAUGCAUAUUGUCAGAAAAGACGGUGUGGGAAUGAUCUCAGACCGGCAUGAGUCAAUUCGGGCAGCAGUAAAUCGUUCCGGAGGUGACUGGCAACCUCCAAGAGCAUGGUGGAUGUUUUGUAUAAGGCACAUCGGCAGCAACUUCCUACGAGCAUUCAAAGUCCCUCACUUGCAAAAGCUUGUGGUCAACAUCGGGUAUUCAAGAACGGUGGAGGAGUAUAACAUCAACUAUAAGAGGCUGGAAGAGUGAGGCGAGGCAUAUGCCAGGUGGUGCGACGACAUCGGACUUAGACAUUGGGUAUUGGCGUUCGACGAGGGACAUCGAUGGGGCCAUAUGACGACGAACCUUGUCAAGUGCAUUAACUCAGUGUUGAAGGGUGCCCGUAAUCUACCUGUGUUGGCACUAGUCCGAGCAACAUAUU